Messenger RNA from Misgurnus anguillicaudatus (oriental weatherfish), 11399 nucleotides. Lineage: Eukaryota; Metazoa; Chordata; Actinopteri; Cypriniformes; Cobitidae. The record is from RefSeq and is a predicted model, not a curated record.
AAUAACCGUAGUGAUUGCAUAGUGAUACGCCACCGAGCCGGUAACGUUACGUGUAGAGCCGCUUUAAAAACAUUCCCGCAUCCGUCCACAACGACAAGUUUAGCAUUCAACACGUGUCGCGCGAGUGAUGAAGAGAAAGAGAGAGAGAGGUUGCUAGGUGACGGGGCGUAUAUACUGAAUUUUAACAAAAUAACUGGAGAGAGAGAGAGAGAGAGAGAGAGAGAGAGAGAGAGAGAGAGAGAGAGAGAGAGAGAGUCAGCAACAUGUAGGCAGGCUGAGUAAAGAGAGGUCGAGACUGUGUGUACGUACGGUUUUUUUUUUCUUUUUCACCCAGAGUAACACACCGGGUGGAUACGUCGUGGAAAUGGGCAGCCGUGGAUUGGAUUUACCGGGGACGAAGUGCCGCAGGGAGGACAGAGUAUCCGGAUCCUGAGAAAACAGUUUUGUUCCUGCAUAAAGCGCCAGCUACCCAAGUGACUCUCUGCCCUUGUCAUGGCAUCAAGGCCCGUCCUUUCAUUCCUGUUGGCUGUUCUGGCGUGCACUGGGCCGGCUCAGCCCUCCCCCCCACUGCUGCUCCGCCCCCGGGAGAGAGAGAGGGAUUCGGGAGGGGCUUCGGGCGGAGUCAACAUCGCUGUGGUCCACUCCGGCUCCUCCCACCUCCCGGAAACGAGCGCUGGGGUGGGGGGUAUGGGUGGCGCCUCGACGGCAGGCUCUGGCUCCGGUGCCGGGCCAAGCAGCAGCUCAGGGACGGGCGUUCUGAGUCGGGCCUGGUCUGGACAAGUGGGUGAGAGCGUGAUGACGCCUUGGGGACCGGCUAAUGUGAUCUGGCUGGCCGUGAACGAGAGCAGUCCUGGGAGCCUGUUGCUACAGUUGUGUGAAUUACUGGCUACCACACCGCUUCAAGGGCUUGUGUUUGAGGAAGAGAAGCCACCACCGCCCACCCGGGCACCAUUAGCACCUAUGCUGGAGUUUGUUUCGGCCCAGACAGGUGUACCUGUCAUUGCUGUGGGGGGAGGAGCUGGCCUGGGGAGGGAGCCACAGGAAAGCGGCUCCGUGUACCUGCAGUUCUCUUGCGCCACUUCCCUGCAACUGGAAGUUAUUUUUGAAGUUCUGGAGGAGUUCGAUUGGACGGCGUUCUCAGUGGUCACCACACGCCACCACGGAUAUGAAGAUUUUCUGGCCAUGGUAGAGGGCACGAUAGAUGGCUCCUUCAUCGGUUGGGAUAGAAAGAGCGUGGUAAUGCUUAACCUGACCGAUGACCCGGGAGGUGCUCGUGCCCGCAGACUGCUGAAGGAGAAUGAAGCACAGGUGCGACUCCUGUAUUGCUCACAGGAAGAGGCGGAGCACAUUUUUAAGGCAGCAUGGGCAUCAGGUCAGGCGACCCCCUCCCACAUGUGGUUUGCAGUUGGACCAGGUCUAUCAGGACUAGGUCUGGAAGGUCUACCCAAGGCUCUGUUUGCAGUGCGACCCCAGGGAUGGAGGGACGAACCCCGGCGGCGUAUCGCAAAGGGAGUGUCGGUGCUGACGCAUGGCGCCAUGGCUUUACGUAGGGAGUACGGUGGGGCUAGAGGGACGAGUUUUGCCGGAAACUGUGUGAUGGAUGGAAACCAAACUCGGAGGGUGCCGGAUAGGAUCAGGUUCUUCAGUAACAUAACUCUAUCCGGCCGGGACUAUUCCUUCAAUAAUGACGGUUAUCUGGCAAAUCCGCUCUUGGAUGUUAUCUCCUACACUGCAGGAAGAGGCUGGGAGGAGGUAGGUUGGUGGGAGAACGGAGUGCUGCGUCUGCGUUACCCGCCCUGGUCCCGUUACGGCCCUUUUCUCAAGCCUCUAGAUGAUUCCCAGCACUUACGUGUGGUCACGCUAGAGGAGAGACCCUUCGUUAUCGUCGAACCCGCUGAUCCUGGUACGGGCUCCUGUAUCAGAGACUCCGUGCCGUGCCGUCUGCCACUCAACACCAGUAUGGUUGUCGAGGGCAUUCAAUCCAUGAAACACUGCUGCAAAGGCUUCUGUAUUGAUGUUCUCAAGCGCCUGGCUAAAAUAGUGGGCUUCACCUAUGACCUCUAUCUGGUGACCAAUGGCAGACACGGAAAGAACAUAGAUGGAGAGUGGAAUGGAAUGGUCGGGGAGGUGGUGUCGAGGCGGGCAGACAUGGCGAUUGGCUCCUUGACUAUUAAUGAAGAGAGAUCAGAGGUCGUGGAGUUUUCUGUACCGUUUGUAGAGACCGGCAUCAGUGUCAUGGUCUCUCGUAGCAAUGGCACUGUUUCACCAUCUGCCUUCCUUGAGCCAUACAGUCCAGCUGUGUGGGUGAUGAUGUUUGUCAUGUGCCUAUCUGUGGUAGCCGUCACCGUCUUCAUAUUCGAAUUCUUCAGCCCUGUCGGAUAUAACCGAAGCUUACAGAGCGGGAAGAAGGUAGGAGGUUCGAAGUUCACCAUAGGCAAGUCUAUCUGGCUGCUGUGGGCUUUGGUUUUUAAUAACUCUGUUCCCGUGGAGAACCCAAGAGGCACCACCAGUAAGAUUAUGGUGCUGGUUUGGGCAUUCUUUGCUGUCAUCUUUCUGGCCAGCUACACUGCUAACCUGGCAGCCUUCAUGAUUCAGGAGGAGUACAUCGACACCGUAUCUGGCCUCAGUGAUAAGAAGUUCCAGCAGCCGACUGAUCAGUAUCCCCCCUUGCGCUUCGGCACCGUCCCAAACGGAAGCACUGAGGAAAACAUACGAAGCAACUAUCCCAACAUGCAUCAGUACAUGGUGCGACACAAUCAGAGAGGUGUAGAAGAGGCCAUCGACAAUCUUAAGACCGGAAAACUGGAUGCCUUUAUAUAUGAUGCAGCUGUCUUAAACUACAUGGCUCGCAAGGACGAGGGCUGCAAAGUGAUGACCAUCGGAUCUGGUAAAGUGUUUGCCACUACAGGAUAUGGCAUUGCGUUACAUAAGAAUUCCCGCUGGAAACGACCGCUGGACCUUGCACUGCUACAGCUGGUUGGAGACGAUGAGAUCGACAUGCUUGAACGGCUUUGGCUCUCUGGAAUCUGCCACAAUGAUAAGAUCGAGGUCAUGAGUUCCAAGCUGGACAUAGACAACAUGGCUGGAGUCUUCUAUAUGCUUUUGGUGGCAAUGGGCCUAAGUUUGUUGGUGUUUGCAUGGGAGCACCUUGUCUACUGGAAGCUCCGUCACUGUAUGGGACGUUCUGGAGGACUGGACUUCCUGCUGGCUUUCAGUCGGGGAAUGUACAGCUGCUGCAAUUUUGAGGACGAAACAGCUCCUGGAGGUUCCCAAAGCACACUUUCUCAAUAUCAUCAUGUCUCUACAAUUCCUCCUCCCCCACCUCAUGUGAUCUCUACAUCUGUGGCCAAUCCCCCCAUCCCUAUGGCACAACAACAGCAGCAGCAGCAGCAACAACAGAAACAACACCACCAGCAGCCGCCGCCAUUAUACAACGCCCUUCUCCCUGGCUCAGCUCCAUCAGGUGGACAUUCUGGCAUGGCUCUAGGGCCAUCAAACAGUCCCAUUCUUGGAGCGCCAAUGCCUUGCUCUACAUUCCUACCACGCCAUGAUCGGAGAUUAGCUGUGGUGGAUCGGUGGACGCGUCCGAAGGUGGGCCCUGAGAAAGCUAGUGGUGUAAACAGUGGGAUUACAGACUUAACACAAUUCCAGAGUAUGCCCCCUCACUGGGGUACAGGAGUAAGUGGAGGGGAGGGGAGUCUGGAUGAGUACAAGAGAUACUAUGGCCCAAUUGAUCCUGAGGGUUUAGGGGUCUCUGCAGACUCACAAACUAUAGUAACUCAAACUCCAAAAACUAAGCAUCGAGGGACAAAAUCCACUGUAAACCCAAGGGAACAAGCUAAAGGUCAAGUGCCCCCUGGGCACUUACCCAUUAACCCUACUUUACCACAUCCCACUUCACCUCAACAGUUCUUAUGGAGGAGAAGCAGCUUCUCUAAAAGGAAGGGCUCAGGGGGCCCAUUAUAUGAAAACAUCCUUCCCCUUGGAAGGAGAGGUGGUGGCAGGCAUGGAAUGAGAGAUGGGGGUAGCAGAAGGGGACGUCGCCCUCCUCCCCUUCCUCUACCUAUACCUGUUCCCCUCUGUUCCCCCACCCAAACUCCCCCCUCACCUUCUCCAUCUGUUUGCUACACAACUACAUCUUCUAGCAGUUCUAGCACCUCCAGUUCAUCCUCUUCCUCAGAAUCAGUCUCACGAUCCAAUUCUCCUUCUUCUUCAUCUUACACAUCAUCACAGAGUUUCAGGUACCGGGAAAAUGUGUAUGAGGAUUAUGACACAGAGCUUACAGAGGAGUCAAGCUUGCUUUUGGGGAAAAGAAAAAGUCGUUCACGUAUGUCCUCUCGAUCGCUGCCCAGCAGUCCUCCACCACCACCAAUACCACCACGCAAACCUUGCCCACAGAAAGCGCAGAUGCGAGACAGGGCAGGCAGUCAGCUCGCUCAACUUCAAGAGUGGUGGGCAUCUUGGGGAGAGAAAGAAAAGAACAGAAGAACAGUUGGUGACAGAGAAGUUAAGGAGGAGAAACGACAUCACAAGGAGAGGGAAAGAGAGAGAAAGAGGAGGAAGAAAGGUAGAAAGAAAAAGAAAAGAGAAGAGCGUGAAAGAGAAAGGGAGCGUAAAAGACGUAAAGUGAAGAAGAAAAAGAAAAAAGAGGAGAAAUCCAGAAGAAAGGAAAGAGAAAGGCGAUCUGAGCAUGAAGAGGGAGAUGUUGACAAGAAAGAUGUUUUUGAAAAAGUUGUAGGACAGGAAUACACUUCAUAUCCUGCAUUAAGGCGAAGCUCUUUUCGAAAAAAGAGUGAAAGCUCUACAAGGAGUUAUGAUUGGGAUAUUACCAGGGAUGGAGUAAAGAGAGAGAGGGAUGAUCAAGGAGCUGAGGAUGAAGAGGGAAGUAGGGGAAAGGAAAGGCAUCACAGAAGUCCUAAAUCACAUCGCCACUCCAGGCCAAGGUCUAGCAACAAACAUUAUUCCACCUCAAACAAACCUUCUUCAACUGUCAAAUUUUGGGCUAGUGGCAACCCAACUUCAGAGUCACCAUCAACUUUUGUACCCCUGCUUCCACUUUCUAAAAGACGAAAAUCUGUUGGAGCUGAGAGAGAUGAACGAGUAAGAGGUGGAGAGAGUCGCCCCCUCUUGGGAAAGAAUGAGAUGGGUAAAGCUUGUUCGAGAGAAGGGCUGUCAUUUCACGAAUGGGAUUCUGAGGACCAGGAAGAGUCAGAGGUGGAAAGAAGAAGACCAGAAGAACAGGGGAGACGAAGAGAAAGUCGAACAAUGGACUCAGAGUCCGACAGGGAUAGAGAAAAAACUGUUGAGAUAUACACAGAUGAUGAAGGUUCCUCAGGAGAGUUUGGUAAGUUUGAGAGAUAUUGGGAGGGUCACGAAGGAAGAGCAGUUGGAGGCAUUGGUGGAGGAGGAUGGUUUUUUGGCACUUACCCUGCCAGAGAGAGAGGAGGAAGUAUAAAUAGUAGAGAUGACUCAUAUUUGGGAUGGGGUGGUGGAGAAAGCAGCUUGGGGUUUGGAACAGGAUGGGGAUCAGGAGGCUUAGGAAACCAGCGGCCUCCCGCUCCAUUAACUCCUCCUCCCCCUCGAAGAUAUUGGUCUGUAGACAAGUUACCACUUAAGACUGAAAAGAAAUCUAAAAGCAGAUCCCAAGAAAAGAGUCGUGGACACACGUCUUGUUCCUGCCAGUCGCCCCAUCACUCUGCCAGCACUCACUCCAAAUGGAAUCGAGUGACUUCUCGGAGUCAGGAGGAGCUACUUCCCCACUGCCACAGUUUCAGCAGCAGUGUAAGGCCCAAACGGCAAUCGUCCAAACCAGAUCGGGUUCAGAGCCAAGCAAAAUCUGGAAGCCAGUCCAACCUCAAUGCACAAAGGUCGCAGCGUUCAGACCGGUCUCGACAACCACCAUCUCCUCCUCAGAGUCUACCACCAUCGUUGCCCACUCCAAUGGUCCCUGCACUCCCGGCACCCCCAACGUCCUCUCAUCAUAUACAUGUUCCUCCACCUACCUCCUCCUCCUCAGUUUCAUCGCCUUCAGUUGUCUCAUCCACUCCCGGUGCACCACAGCCCUCUUCUCUAUCCUCCUCUAGUGCUAAGCUUCAGUAUCAGAAACUGCGGUCUGUACCCCAAAGGUAUCAAUCCCCACAUCUUCCCCUUAAAACCAAGAGUCUGUGCUCUCGUCGAGGCUCUGCCCAGUUCUCCAGUGUGGAGAGUGAGGUCUGAGAAACAUAAUUAAAUGAGGAACAUCAGCAAGCAGCCUCAAUGGGCAAUCAAAUCACAUGCUCAUGCUACAAACUGUUAACUGUUCAUAACAGUUGGGUUGUUUUCGCUGGCACCCUCCUCUUGCACAAAGCUAUAAUGCUCCUGGAUUGGAUUGGAAUGACAUUUAAAUUGUAGCCCUUUCUCUUUACUGGUGUAAGAGUGGUACUGCCAUGCUGACAAAUUUUGUUGAUGUUAGCAAGGGUAUUCAUAUGGCUAUUUCCUCUUAUUUUAGGGGGGCUUUUAGGUGGCAUGUCAAUAAUAUGGGUAAAUGUGAUUUUUCUUUUUUUUUGGAGUGUUUUGCUGCUCGGUGGCUCAGGAACGAUUUUUCAAGGGGAGAUUUCGAGGUCAAAAUACACAGUCCUAAUGCCCCACCCCAUCUUCUUUUGCUCUCAAAGUUAAAUCAUGGCAUUAUUGUUAUGCAUAUGUUCAAUAUAUCUCAAGGGAAGCAUUCACAAAGGAAAGUAGCAAUCCAUUCUCUCUUUUCUGAGCAUAUUCCUUGACCUCCACCUCCUUCCACAAACUAACAUAUUCCAUUCUGUGUGUUGUUGUCAGUGUUCGUAAACCUGGAAACAGGGUAAGUUAGCCAUGACUGAUCACACAAUGGCUUACAGAAGCUGAAUGCCAAACUUAAGUGGAGCUGAUGUACUGUCCUGUUACACUGAAAUCAUUACACAGGUCCUCAUGAUUCAUUCAUUUCCCUUGAGCAAUACAUAAUUAACUACAAACGACAUUCAAUACAUAUAUUUUAUAUUAUAAAGUUAUUUUAUUAUAUAUGUACAUAUAUAUAUAUAGUAUGUUUUGUGAUCUGGUUUAAAAUAGUUGUGUUCAGUUAUUAAAAAUAUAAGCACUGUGCUGUAUUACAGUAGGGCACAUCUUUCAACUACCUAUAAUCGGUGGCAGCCCUUCCCCUCUUGACUGAAUGUACAUGUCGCCAUGACAACACAGUGUGCUGCAACCAAGAAGACACUUUUAAGAUCGUAGCUUUCUGGAGAGACACCUUUUUGUCAGAGCCAGUUAGGGUAGUUUUGAAUGAUGAUGUUUGGAGUGCAAGUAAGACAGGGCUAGCCAUACUGCAACACUGUAGUCACUAACAACAAUGUCAGUGAGCGACAAAAGACAUGUCAUUUUUCAGAGAGCGAUAAGUGAAAAAGAGCGCUGUUUACAGUUGAACACUGUGUUUUUACACCGUUUUUUACAAGCUGCUCUGUUCUGUCAUUUAUAAGGCUCAGACAUGAUAUUCAUACUUGCUUAGCAAGUUUGCUUACAAUAUACCGUGUAAGUAGCAGCAAGGUACAACUAGUCAAUUGAGAACAAUUGUAAGUUAUGCUUUUCAGACAUAUCUGUUAUUUAGAAAGUAAGCCAGAUUUCUCUUUUCGAGUUUUCUGUUAACUGUGAGGAAAAUACUGAUAAUCAGGUGGUUUGGUUUUGCUUUCAUCAUUAGCCUAAAGCUAGCAUAUUUGAAGUGAUUGCUAUAAUUGACUGUGAAUAUUGCUAAGGGCAUAUACGUGUUGGCAGCAGGUCUGAGUCAAUUAUGUUUUAUUUUAUUUAUUUAUUUAUAUUGCAUUUAAAACACAUGUGGCCUCUCUGUGUUUAAUGUUUUUUGUGUUUUUUAGGUUUAGAUUACUAGGUUGAUUACUGAUGUUUUUUUUUUCUUGUAUGUUGACUUGACACUUGGGUUAGGGGUCCAACUCCUAGAGCUCUCAAGCUACCAAAACCACAGAACUUAACACAGUCCCUCAGGCUAUUCAGUUUUUUUAGACUAAUCAGAGCCCCUAAGGGGACAUGGAGCAAAAAUUAAAUAAAGUUUAGUUUUGCGUGCCUUCACGUGAAACUAUUGCGUGCGUACAUGAAAUUUCGCGUGCUUACGUGAAACAUUCGCGAGCACACUUGAAACUAUCUAACUUUUGCUUUCACGUGCGUACGCGAUAGUUUCACGUGCAUGCACGAAAGUUUCACGUAAGCACGCAAAUGUUUCACGUGAGCACAUGAGUCUAAACUUUAGAUUUUUUUACUCCAGUGUCACCUUAGGGGCUCGGUACAUUUUGCCCUUGCAAACAGUCUGAUUUAUAUUUGUGAAUUUAAACUCCAUCUCAUCCACUCUAGACUACUGUGUACAGUUAAAGAAUUCCCCCAAGAAUAAAUAUUUUGUCAUUAAUUACUCACCCUUAUGUUGUUCCACACCCGUAUGACCUUCGUAUCUUCGCAACAAAAUUAAGAUAUUUUUGAUGAAAUCCGAGAUCAGCCAUAGACAGCAAUGCAACUAAAGGCCCAGGAAAAGCAGUAAUGACAUUGUAAAUUAGUCCAUGUGACUACAGUGGUUCAAUUUACAUUUUGUUAAAGCAACACCAUGUAGUUUCCAUGUAAAAAUGACUUACAGCUCCCCCAUGUGGUUGAAAAGCGCAACAGUGCCUGGUAUCAGGCAGGGGGAGGGGCGGGGCUGUGUUUCCUACCCUCCACCGCCACUUUCAGAGUGUGCUUGUAGCAGCUAGGAGGCUGCUCAGGUUGCAGCAACAGUACAAUUUGUCCAGUUAAAAGUUGUUCUAUCACUGAAAUAAUUUUAAAGACAUUAUGUAAAGGUAAAAAAACUACAUAGUGUUGCUUUAAGUGUAGUGAUGUUACGUUCGUGAACGAAUCGUUCUUUUUGAACGAAUCUUUUAGGUGAAUGAAUCGUUCUCUUUCACGCCAUCCAUUGACUCAUAUUUCUCGUUCACUGAAAUUUCCCUCCCCUCUUGAGGAGCACGGACAAAUGAAGCCCGUCCUUCUUUCUGCCUUCAAAGAGUGACAAAAGUACGAGCCAAUUGCAAUCGAGUAUGAGCUGUGGCCGAGCAUAUGAUUGGCUCAACGUACUGAAUGAAUACGCCCUUCACUGACCGAGCCCGCUGUUUUGAGUCUGAACGAAAAAGAGAGAGAUCGCGUUCUUAAACAAACUGAAUGAAGGGUACAUGUUACAACCUAAAGAAUGAGAGGGAUCGUACAGAAAGCGAGUGCAAUGCAAACAAUAUUGUGAAAGAAUUGUGUGGUUUUAUUUUAGUAAAGUUAUAGUAACCAUGUUUAGGCGGACUAUUACCUUAAUACAAAUGAUUAUCAAAGUAAUUACUGUAGUAAAAUGUGGUAUUUCUGUGGUAUUAAAUGUGUGGCUGGUUUUGUUCUGUUAGUGUGAGCCAAUCGUCUCUGAGUUUGGGCUGUUAGGAAGAAUAUUGGUUUGAGCUGCCGAACGAAUCCACCCUUUUACUGAACUUUAGUCAGUAAUCUGCGUCUAAACGAAGUCAAGAACGACAUGACCGAAAUUAUAUGAUUCGUGAACGAGGAUCUGAUGACUGACUGAACCAAAGGCAUGCCAAUCACUCACAGCACGCGAGUCUUAAUUUACAACAAAUCCAAAUUAGAUGUACGUGUGUCUUAAUAUAUUUUGUAGCUUGAUAAAUUAUGCUUAGUAUUUCACAAUUUGAGCUUUAUUAAAAACGAAUGAGUUUUUGUAAAAAGUCUUUCAUUGUCUUAUAAGUUAACACAUAAGGACACACAUCUUCGCCACCUAUUGGCGUAUUUAUGUAAAAUAAAGAAAUGGUCACUGAACGAAUCGGUGAACGAAUCAUUUUGGUGAAGGAACUGAAAAUGAACGAGUCACUUAAAUGAACGAAAAUUUCCAUCACUAGUUAAGUGACAAGAAUACUUUUUGUGUUUAUAAAGUCAGUCUGUAGGCAUGCGUUUAAGGGCGUCGUGCGUCAGCCAUAGACAUAUAUGUACAUAGAUGUCCCAUUAACGGCUCGCAUCUAUGGAUUGGCUCAGAAGGAUUUCAUUAAAAAUAUCUUAAUUUGUGUUCUAAAGAUAAACAAACAUCUUUAGGGGGUGAGAAAUAAAUUUUAAUGGCAAUUUUUGUUACUAAAUCCGAGAUCAGCCAUAUAGACAGCAAGGCAACUCAAGGCCCAGAAAAGGCAGUAAUGACAUUGUAAAUUAGUCCAUGUGACUACAGUGAUUUAAUUUACAUUUUAUGAAGUGACAAGAAUACUUUUUGUGCUCAUAAUGUCAGUCUGCAUGCAUGCGUUUAACGGCGUUGUGCGUUAGCCAUAGACAUAUAAGUACAUAGAUGUCCCAUUAACGUCUCGCAUCUAUGGAUUGGCUCAGAAAGCUCUCAGAUUUCAUUAAAAAUAUCUUAAUUUGUGUUCUGAAGAUAAACAAACGUCUUUAGGGGGUGAGAAAUACAUUUUAAUGGCAAAGUUGUAAUUCUUGGGCGAACUAACCCUAUGUAAAAUCUUUGGAUUACAUCAUGAAUUAAUAACACUUCUAUUUAAAUGCUUUUAAAAGCUUUGUCAAGCCAGCAUUGUAAUUUGUCUUGAUAAAGUUUACUUGUUUACAUUUUAAUUACACUGUAUAUUGUUACUUACAGUAUGUAUGUGUGUAUUUAUGCAUUUAUUUAUGUUUCAAGUGCAUAUUUGACACAGAACUACGCACAGGCUAAUUGUUUUCGUGUGCUUGUAACUGCGUCUGAGCCAUAUUACGCUUAUUUGUCGUAUGCUGAGCUUUUUAAAAGUAGUACUAAUUAAUUGGGGUAUAUUUUGUUGUCAAUGGGCUAACCAGUAAUGUCAAGGGACUAUAGAGUAACGUAUACAAAAAACAUUCGGAAAAUUGGGAAGGCAGUAACACAAAUGACCAGAAGGAAAACACUGCCUCGCUCUCACAGAUCUCAACGUAAUUCUGAGUAGUUUAUCUUGACAUUAACAUUAAUAUUUGGCAGCUUAUAUACGUGUAUCCUUUGACUCCAACUUUGUUGUGUAAUACUUGUCUGGAUUACUUUAUAUAUAGAUGUACCUCAUGUAUGUGUUCGUGAAGUUUAGAUAGCAAUAGAGAAAUAGCUGUUCAGCAAAGCACUAUAGCUGAAGACAAAAACAUUGUUUUCGAACAUUUUUCGAUAAUUAAGAUGUGUUUCAUGUAAAAAAAAAAAUCGCUUUCGAAUUCCCUUUCCAUUUCAAUGCACACAUCAAUUCAGUAGACGUCUCCGAUGAAAUGUUUGGGCUCAACCGGCAAGGGCCUUAAGUUAAGAUGAUGCUUUUUAUUUUCAUUUUUUUAAUUGAAUCAAAUAUCAGGCAUAUUGCACAAAGUAUAUUAGGAAAAAAUGCCACCAUGAAUCUUAAAAAGGCCUUUCUCUA